AGAGAGAGAGAGAGAGAGAGAGAGAGAGAGAGAAUUCGUCAACCAUGGCCGAGCAGACUGAAAGAGCGUACCUUAAGCAGCCAAAAGUGUUCCUAAGCUCCAAGAAAUCUGGUAAAGGUAAAAGACCUGGUAAGGGAGGGAACAGGUAUUGGAAGAGUAUUGGUUUGGGAUUCAAGACUCCUCGUGAAGCUAUUGAAGGAACCUACAUCGACAAGAAAUGCCCGUUUACCGGCACCGUUUCCAUCAGGGGUCGCAUCUUAGCUGGUACUUGCCAUAGUGCUAAGAUGGUGAGAACAAUCAUUGUUCGACGGAAUUACCUUCAUUUCAUCAAGAAAUACCAAAGGUAUGAGAAGCGCCACUCGAAUAUCCCGGCACACAUUUCUCCUUGCUUCCGUGUGAAGGAAGGGGAUCACGUCAUUAUCGGGCAAUGCAGGCCAUUGUCGAAGACCGUCAGGUUCAAUGUUUUGAAGGUGAUUCCGGCCGGAUCUUCCGGCGGUGGGAAGAAAGCCUUCACCGGAAUGUAAGGAGAAAAUGAUAUUGUGUUUUGGACAUUGAGAAGUCCUCAACUGUUAGGUUCAUUUACUCUUUGUGUUGAAUAGCCUUGAAUUUUUCGUUACCUUAGUAUGAAUCUGUUUUCGAAGAAUAUAUCUUUCACUUGCUUUUUAUAUUAUGGAUGGAAUUUCUGGUUUA
This is a messenger RNA of Hibiscus syriacus, 690 nucleotides long. RefSeq names its product 40S ribosomal protein S11-like. Gene Ontology annotation, biological process: translation. The record is from RefSeq and is a predicted model, not a curated record. The coding region runs from base 45 to 524 and encodes 159 amino acids. Gene Ontology annotation, molecular function: structural constituent of ribosome. The transcript has 6 exons. Gene Ontology annotation, cellular component: ribosome; cytosolic small ribosomal subunit. NCBI's taxonomy places the organism in Eukaryota, Viridiplantae, Streptophyta, Magnoliopsida, Malvales, Malvaceae.